AUUAGAGAGGAAAAGACGUGACGCCAGCAGUCGCUCCAGCUUCUCUGGCUGCUCUCUACCUCGCGGGAAACUGAGCUGAGAGUUAAUUUGUUAGUUGUUAUUUGUUUCUUAGUUCCUACAUAACAGGGAUUGUUGCCUUCAGGCUGAAAAGGAGCAAAGAAUACUGCUGAUAAUCCCAACAUUGCCUGGAUCCACACUGUAGUUUGUAUUUUUGUAUUUUAAGCACUUAUAUUUUUCCAGAGGUGAUUUUUCAGUUUUUGAGUCUAUUAACGGCUAGUUUCUUUCAGUUUUCCUACACCUACUUAUUGCUGCUGGAAUUCAAGUCUAUUGUUUUCUAAUAGUUUUGUUUUUUUCUGCACAGAGGAUGUUCUUAUCUAUGUUUUUCCUGCAGUUAGUAGAGCAGGUUGUGUUUUAAGUUCAGACUAGAUGUGAGAGGAGAAAACUGAUGUGAAGAUCCAACGCUGCCUGAAUUUCUACUGAUUUUUUUCUGCUGACUGAGGAGGACGCUGGGUUGGUGGAUUUAUUCACCCCCCCUUGGAUGUGACACUUUGAGCCAUGCUGCUGCUGCUUCUGCUGCUGCUCUGCCUGCAAACGUCACUGCAGGAACAGACUGCUCCUCCUGGUCGGUGUGAUAUCUCACAGGGGGUGGACGUGCACACCGUCUGCACUUCCUGUGCCGCCAUCGCCACCAGCAGCUGCCCCCACGGCUUCAGCAGAGUGAGCACGACCAACUGCAGUUACGUGGUGCAGAUCGGCGGCAGGGACGUGAUGCUGGAUGGAUGUCAGCACAUCUGUUUGAAGAGGUUCAUGGAGCCACAUUGUUGCCCACAGUACUGGGGACCUCUGUGUCUCCCCUGUCCCAGCUGGUCAGGGAAGAUCUGUAACUUCCAUGGAACCUGUCUGGAUGGAGAGCUUGGCAACGGGACCUGCGUCUGUGAUGAUGGUUUCUCGGGCUUUGCCUGUCAGGAGUGUAAAAAUGAAAACUUUUUUGGAGAAAAGUGUGAUAAAGUGUGUGACUGUGAACAUGGAGUGUGUAAUAAAGGUCCAGAGGGUGACGGACAGUGUUUGUGUCAGCCACCGUACACCGGAAAGCGCUGUGACCAAGUGAGUACCAGGUGCAGUAACUGCAGCCCCUAUUCGUACUGUAAAGGAGAGGGAGACGCCGCCGAAUGUGAAUGUUUGCCUGGACACAGGAAGACGCCACAGGGCAAAUGCCCAAGUAUUUGCUCAGCAAGGGACUGUGACGUCAACGCCCAGUGCUCCUCACAGGGGUCAAAGAUCAGCUGUGUCUGUAAGCCCGGCUACCAGGGUGAUGGCAAGAUCUGUGUACCCAAAAACCCUUGCUCUGAGAACAACGGAGGGUGUCCCACCAAUUCCACCAUAUGUGUCUUCAAAGGACCCGACAAGUCCAGCUGCGAGUGUAUGUUCGGUAUGUCCCCUGUAGGUGGCAACCCUGAGUUUGGUUGUCAGCUGGUCUCUGCCUGCUCAGCGGACACCUGUGACCCCACAGCUAUCUGUCAAACUGAACUGGAUGGACAACCCAGGUGUGUGUGUGAGGCGGGUCAGAUUGGUGACGGCCAGCGUUGUUAUGGUAACCUGAUGGAGCAACUGAUAGAGCUGGACAAGAGUGGAAGCCAGAGAGAAAAUCUGACCGGAGCCGUUGCCCUGUUUGAGAGAGGCUGUUUACAGCUGCUGAGUCACAACGGACCCUUCACAGCUUUCAUCCCUCUGCUGAAAACACCUCUGACUGGUGUUAAUGAGGAGGUGGUGUGUAAAAACCACCUGAUCCUGGGUCAGCACCUCUACAAGGAUCUGGAGGGACGAGACAUCAACCUGUAUGGAGGAGCCAGGUUGAGGAACAAAGACAACAAGAGGUUCAUCCUGAUGGACAACCCCAGCAGACUGUACACCGUCAUCCAGGAAAACCUGCCAGCAGCCAAUGGGAUCAUCCACAUCAUCGACCGACCAAUCACACUUUCUGAAAGGCCUCCGCCUGACAAACAGUUUGCUGAUAAGACAAUUGGUGAGAUUCUGACUAAGGAUGAAAAAUACAACCGCUUCCUGUCUCUGGUUGAUAAUAGCGGGUCGCCCCCUCCCCUGCGGGGCCCGGGACCCCUGACUGUGUUUGUCCCCACCAACCAGGCUGUGGACCGAGCCAGAGACGGCAGUAUCUUGUACAUGCUGAACGACGCCAAACAUAAACUUCAGGAACUUCUCAGACACCAUGUUUUCUCCCAGGCUAUGCUGACAGUCGACGAGUUGGCUACUCUCCCUCAGAUUCAGACGAUGGCUAAUCAGAUCGUCACCAUCACUGUGUCCGAUAAUGGUGAGAUCCAAUUGGGCGAGAAGGGCGUCCGUCUGGUGAGCACCAACAUUGUGGCGUCCAACGGGAUCAUCCAUAUGAUUGACGGGCUUUUGUACCCGCCCUCCAUUCUUCCCAUCCUGCCUCACCGCUGCGAUGUCAUCGAGCACAAGAUCACCGUGGGUCCAUGUGUUCACUGCAGUUACCUCUAUGAGACUCAAUGUCCAGAUGGCAGCACUGAAAUGGACAGUCAUCAGAACGGCUGUGAAUAUGUCACGUCUCCUCUCAGGCCAACACUCAGUACAGGCUGCGCCAAAUUCUGCAACGCCACCAAACAGGUAGCAGAGUGUUGUAAAGGUUUCUACGGUCCGGACUGUAAACCCUGUAUUGGAGGAUUCCAGCAUCCCUGCUACGACAAAGGAACGUGCUUUGACGGUAUCCAUGGCAAUGGCUCAUGCAGCUGUCAGUCAGGCUUCAAGGGUGUCGCCUGCCACAUCUGCUUGGAUCCAUCCAAACAUGGAGACAAGUGUGACGAAGAGUGUCGCUGUGUCCACGGUGUGUGUGAUAACCGUCCAGGCAGCCGUGGUCUGUGUCGGAGAGGAUCAUGUAUGGAGGGAUACUCCGGAGAAAACUGUGACAAGACGGCCACGCCCUGCAACUCUGACGGACUCCAGGAACACUGUCACAUCCACGCUUACUGCACACAGACAGGACUGCAUACUAUGUGUGUGUGUAGAGAUGGAUAUGAGGGCGACGGCCACUCCUGUUCUCCCAUCAACCCCUGCCUGAAGAGCAACCGAGGAGGCUGUGACACCAACGCAGAGUGUGUGUAUGUGGGUCCAGGUAAUGCAUCGUGCUUGUGUGUUGAGGGUUGGACAGGUGACGGCAGUGUGUGUGUGGAGAUCAACAACUGUCAGCUGGAGAGUCGAGGAGGCUGCAGCCCCAACGCCAACUGUAACCACAUCGGACCUGGACAGAGUGAGUGUGUAUGUAAAACAGGUUACAUGGGGAACGGUAUCGUGUGUGAUCUCAUUAACCCCUGCCUCAAGAAGAAUGGAGGCUGCCAUGACUUGGCAGAGUGCUCUCCGAAGAAGGGCGGAGCUCACACCUGUACCUGUCCUGACGGCUACGCUGGAGACGGAAAGAUCUGCUACGGAUCAUUACUGGAUGAGCUGGACAUGAACCCAAAGCUGUACAGUUUCUACCGACUGACUCAGCAGUACAGUCUCUUCUCUAAGGACCUGAGUGGGAACCUCACAUUGUUGGUUCCGUCCAGUGCAGCUCUGAGGAACAUUAGUUUAGGUCAGGACUCGUUCUGGACCAGCCGACACCACCUGCCCCACUUCCUGCGGGCCCACAUCCUGCCAGGGAUCUACUCUGUAGAAGAUCUGGACAGACUGGUGGGCACCAGGCUCCCCACCCUGAAUUCCCCCACCUACUGGGAGAUCAGCAACAGCAGCGGGGUGAUCCAUAUUGGAAGGGCCUCCAUCCUCACCCACAACCUGCCUGCAAUUAAUGGCUACAUCCACAUCAUAGACCAGAUACUGACCCCACCCCACUCAGAGCUCCCCCCCGAGCCCCCCACCCUGAUGGCCUUCCUGAACUCCUCUUCCGACUUCACCUUGUUCAGACAGUACGCUCUGAUGUACAAUCUGUCAGAGGUUCUGGGUGUGUUUGAUUUCACCCUCCUGCUGCCAACAGAUGAUGCCAUCAGGCAGCACCUCAACAGGACUAACUCUUCCAUCCUGGACUCUGAUGUGUUCAAGUACCAUGUGAUUCUCAUGGAGCUGCUCUUCCCCAACCACCUGCAUGACGGCACUAUGAGAAGCACACUGCUGGGUAGCGAGUACCAGGUCCAGUUCCACUUAAACAACAACAACCAGACAACUGUGAACGACAUUCCUCUUGACGGCAGUUUCAUUGAGACGCAGUACGGUGUCAUCAUAGUCCUCCCUCAGGUCCUCAAAAUCCGCCGCAACAGAUGCAGCAAACAGGUCACCAUGAAGGUCAAUGGAAGGUGUACAGACUGUGGUGGGCCACCUCGAUGCCUGUUCAACUACAAACCAAUCAGACAACAGUUUCCAGCCAACAUGAAGCCCAACUGUAAAUUCAGGAAGCGAGUCGGAUCCAGGAGGAAGACGGUGUCAGGCUGUUACAUCGAUUGUCUUCGGUUAACCAUGGAUCACUCCUGUUGCCCUGGUUACUACGGCCACGAGUGCUUCAAAUGCCCCGGAGACGUCGGCAGCUGGUGCUCCAAUCACGGGGAGUGUCAGGACGGUAACCAUGGCAACGGGGAGUGCCGUUGCUAUGAGGGUUUCCAUGGCACCGCGUGCGAGGACUGUGAGCCAGGACGAUACGGAGUCAACUGCUCCUCCAAGUGUGUGUGUGACCACGGAAAGUGUGAGGACGGUCUGGCAGGAAGUGGCAGGUGUGUGUGUUAUAAAGGUUGGAAAGGAGCUUCCUGCUCUAUAGAGAUAAAGGACGACGCCUGUGGAGGUGUGUGUGACGAGAACGCCAACUGUAUAACAGGGCCGAAGGGUUCAGCUGCUGCCUGUGUGUGUGUGGCUGGGUAUGAAGGCAAUGGAACUUACUGCAAAGAGCUGGAUUUGUGCAGCAGGUCUAACGGUGGAUGUUCAGAGUUUGCCGUCUGUGCGAAGGUCUCAGCAGGACAGAGAACCUGUACCUGUAGAGAGGGGUACACUGGAGACGGGGUCGUCUGCCUGGAGAUUGACGGCUGUCUGGUCAACAAUGGAGGCUGCCAUGUGUCAGCAGAGUGCAUCAGAACAGGCGCCAACACUACUGCAUGCAGGUGUCUGCUGGGCUUUCAGGGAUCAGGGAGGUUCUGCUACCCCGUCAACCCCUGCAGAAAUAACAAUGGCGGCUGCAGUAUGCAUGCUCGCUGUGAGUACUUUGGUCAAGGUCAAAGGAACUGCACCUGCCUCAGAGGCCACGUGGGCGAUGGCUUUGAUUGCCGGGGAAGCACCAACAAUGAGCUGUUCCGACGUCCAGAGAACGCCUUCUUCCGUCGAAUGUUAUCUAUAUCAGGCCCUCGUGGUCUAUAUGGUGACGGGCCGUUCACUGUCUUCGUCCCUGUAGAGGAAACCAACAACGACUCCUCUUUCGAGGUGUGGAAGCGGUUUGGUCGUUUUACUGACCUGCUUCAUUACCACAUUGUUUCCUGUGAGACUUUGACCUUGAGUGACCUCAAAACCACCAAGCUUGCUGUCUCAACAUCGGGACACACACUGCACUUCAGCCUGCAGCAGGGUUCAGUCUGGGUCAACAACAGAUCGAGGAUCGUGAAGAGUGAUUACACCACAGCUAACGGAGUCAUUCACCACAUCGACACGCUGUUGACACCCUACAGGCUGCAGGACAAACCAAGCCUCCAGUCUGACACGAUGAACUUCACCUCAGCUGCUGUGUUUUAUGGCUACAGCCACUUCUACAAACUCGUGGAGGAUGCAGGGUUACUCCCAGUGCUCCAGAUGUCCAUCCACCAACCGUUCACCAUGUUCUGGCCCACAGACAAGGCCCUCAAGUCCCUGCCAGCUGAAAGACAGCUCUGGCUCUCCAGCCCCGACCACCAAGACCAACUGGCUGCCACUGUGAAGGCUCACAUUAUACGUAACUCCAAGGUGACGAGUAUCAGUCAGCCGGAUAAAUACUCGACGCUCCGCACCAUGCACGGAUCCACCAUCAAGUACAGCUGUGACAAGAACCUGGUGGGGGCUGUAUUAAUUAAUGAUAAUGCAGCCAGGGUAGUGGAGCGCUUCCUGAACUUCAAAGAGGGCUUGGCCUAUGGCAUCGACCAGUUGCUGGAGCCACCUGGCCUGGGAGCGCACUGUGACACCCUGGAGAACAGAACCACUUAUGGGCGCUGUGGACGCUGCCUCUUCCCUCCAUCCUGCCCCUUCAGACACCAAGACACAGGAAAGAAGGAGAGUUGCUUGAACUUUCACUCCAGGUAUGGGGGCGGCUACGGACUUUGGUAUACUGACCUGGACGAUCAUUUCAGCCGGAUGGCCUGUAAGAGAGUUUGUUAUUUUCCAUCCUGGGUCCAAAAGUGCUGCAAAAACCACUACAGCCGAGACUGUCAAGUUUGUCCAGGUGGUGUGGAGGCCCCUUGUGGCAACCAUGGUGACUGCGACGAUGGCCUGCGCGGUUCAGGAAAAUGUAGGUGCCACGAAGGCUUCAUAGGAAAAGCCUGCGAACUGUGUGUCAUCGGCCACUACGGUCCCAACUGCACAGUCUGCAGCUGUGGGAAGCAGGGAAGGUGUGAUGAGGGCAUUGAAGGUACUGGACAGUGUUUCUGUAACCCGGGCUGGGAGGGUGAUCACUGCCAGAACGAAAUAGGCACGAUCCCAGAGGAGUGCCGGCAGUGCCACGCUCAGGCCGACUGUGUGCCAGGUGUUGGUUGUCAGUGUAAAUCUGGAUUUCAGGGGAACGGCACCUUCUGCAGUCCAGAGCCACCUCCAGACCUCUGCUCCGAGUAUAAUGGCGGCUGUCACCAGAACGCAGACUGUAACCAAACGGGGCUGCUCGUCAACUGCACCUGUCAAAGUGCUUACCAAGGAGACGGCUACUCCUGCGAGCCCAUCAACAGGUGUAUUGAAGAGCCCAAUGGUGGCUGCAGUGACUUUGCCUCCUGCAAGUUCACUGGUCCAAACGAGCGUGAGUGCGAGUGCCUGCCGGGGUACCUGGGUAAUGGAGUCCAGUGUCUGGAGAAGGUGGUGCCCCCUGUUGACCGCUGCCUGGAAGACAACGGAGGCUGCGACCCUACGGCCGUUUGCAAGGACCUGCAUUACCAUGCCAACACAGCCGGAGUGUUCCACCUGCGCUCUCCAGAGGGGAAGUACAAGAUGAACUUCAGUCAGGCCGACGCCGCCUGCCAGGCUGAGGGCGCCACGCUGGCCAACUUUAAACAGCUGGGAGACGCACAGCAGCUGGGGAUGCAUCUGUGCGUGGCCGGUUGGAUGGAGGGGGGGAAGGUGGGAUACCCGACCCGCUUCCCCUCGGCCAAGUGUGGGGACAACCACGUGGGCCUGGUUAUCUACAAAGAACCUGUGGAUCAGAGCAGCAAGUACGACGCCUACUGCUACAGACUCAAAGAUGUUUCAUGUGUGUGUCCCGCUGGUUACAUUGGAAACGGAGACUUCUGUAAUGGCGUCCUGACCAGCGUCCUCGCAACAUACAGUAACUUCUCCAUCUUUUAUAAGUUGUUGUUGGACUAUAGCGGCUCGUCCUCGGAGGGCAGACAGCUUGUAGACUUUCUGUCUAACAGGAAGUCUGAGGUCACACUGUUUGUUCCUCAUAACGCCGGCUUUGCCCAAAACCAGACUCUGUCCGGUAGAGAUCUUGAGUAUCACAUCUCAGCCAAUCACAGCAGACGACCAUUCAAGGAUCUGAGACAUCAGAAAGUAAUUACAUCCAGGCUUGGGUUCAACCUGACUGUUACCCAGGGCAACAACGAGAGCUAUAAGAUGGUGAACCAGCGGCUGCUGUUGGAUUGGGACAUUCCUGCUGUAAACGGGAUCAUCCACAUCAUCGAGGCCCCGCUGACAGCGCCCCCCCCACCGAGCUCCCAUGAUGCUUCCCGAGGCAACGCCCACUCAAGCGGCACAGUGUCAGCCAUCUUGGUGUCAGUGUUGCUGGUGUGUGUGUUGGCUGCACUCGGCUACUAUGUCUUCAAACACAAGACCGACGCCUUCCGCUUCCACUACUUCAGAAAUGAGGAUGAGGACAGUGCGGCGGGCGGCAGGACGAAGCCCACCCUGGUCUCCAUUCCUAACCCCCUGUACAGCGGCUCCAGAGCCUUCUCCGAGCCGUUUGCGGAUGCCAGUCAGGGGAUUGAGCCAGCAGAACCUGAAGAACCACCAAAUAUUCUGGACCUGGACUAGUAAAACUGGAGCUGUCUGUUUACAUACCACAAUAACCUGUUGGCUUAUCAUGCUUCAGCUUUUACUCUGUUCAUCUGUAUCCAAAUAAGAAAUAAAAGUCAUCUGUUUACCCAGAUGCCCUCUGGGAGGAAAA
Siniperca chuatsi (mandarin fish) is the source of this 8335-nucleotide messenger RNA. RefSeq names its product stabilin 1 (gene stab1). The coding region runs from base 556 to 8202 and encodes 2548 amino acids. NCBI's taxonomy places the organism in Eukaryota, Metazoa, Chordata, Actinopteri, Centrarchiformes, Sinipercidae. Gene Ontology annotation, molecular function: hyaluronic acid binding. The transcript is spliced from 70 exons. Gene Ontology annotation, biological process: cell adhesion. The record is from RefSeq and is a predicted model, not a curated record.